GUCUUCUACUACAACCAUGUCAUGAACGACAAGGGCGAUGGCCGUGGAAAAACAGUUUACUUCAAUGGGGCCAAGCUAGUGGUGGAGACCCCCAAAGAUCCUGUCUACAGCUCCAACGGUGCGAAUGUCACCCUACCCUGUCACUACCGCUACGAGCCUGACCUGGAGGCCAAGCGCAAGAUCCGUAUCAAGUGGUCCAAGCUGCGGGAUGACUACACCAAGGAGCAGGAUGUGCUAGUGGCCAUUGGCAAGACCUACGUCGCCUUCGGGGACUUCCAGGGCCGUGCUUGGCUGCAGCAGGCUGGCCGGCGGGAGGCCUCGCUAGUGGUCAGUGACCUGCGCCUGCAGGAUGAUGGCAAAUACCGCUGUGAGGUGAUCGAUGGGCUAGAGGAUGAGAGUGACGUGGUGGACCUCCGGCUGCAAGGCGUUGUCUUCCCCUACCAGCCUCCCCGCGGCCAAUACCGGCUCAAUUUCCAUGAGGCUGAGCGGGCCUGCGAGGAGCAGGGUGCUGUCGUGGCCACCUUCAGCCAGCUCUUGCAGGCCUGGAGCGAGGGGCUGGACUGGUGUAACGCAGGCUGGCUGGCCGAUGGCACAGUGCAGUACCCCAUCCGGCUGCCCCGCUGUGGCGGGGUGCCCCUCGCCCCCGGUAUCCGCAGCUAUGGCCAGCGUCACCGGCAUCUGCACCGUUUUGACGUCUUCUGCUUCUCCUCCGCGCUUAGAGGGGAGGUUUACUACUUGGAUCACCCAGCUGGGAUGACCUUGGAGGAAGCCAAGCAGGCCUGCCAGGAUGCUGGUGCCGAGAUUGCCCGCGUGGGACAGCUCUACGCUGCCUGGAAAUUCCUGGGGCUGGACCGCUGCGAUGCUGGCUGGCUGGCAGACGGCAGCAUCCGCUACCCCAUCUCCAAGCCCAGGGCCAACUGGGGCCCCGCGGAGCCUGGCGUCCGCAGCUUUGGCUUCCCCAGCACCGGCCAGUUUGGGGUCUUCUGCUACAAGGAGAGAUAAGGAGCUGCCUAGCACCCGCUUGGCCGGAGGAUGUUUCAGCCUGACGGUGCCCGGCGUUGGGUGUUUCCUGGGGCAGUUUCUGGGGAGGGGGUGUGUUGGGGGGGGGAUUUUUUUUUUUGUUUUAUUUUUGUUUUCUUGCUUUACAUUUUUACACUUCUCAAAUGCAGCAGGGCCCCAGGCUGAGGCCUCUUGCUCAGCAGCCCAGCGCUAUCCUGGCUGGGGGAGGUGGGCCAGCCUGUCCGC
Messenger RNA from Struthio camelus australis, 1245 nucleotides. The record is from RefSeq and is a predicted model, not a curated record. Lineage: Eukaryota; Metazoa; Chordata; Aves; Struthioniformes; Struthionidae.